Molecule: messenger RNA, 3333 nt
Organism: Ictalurus punctatus (channel catfish)
Lineage: Eukaryota; Metazoa; Chordata; Actinopteri; Siluriformes; Ictaluridae
Gene: mmp19
Product: matrix metallopeptidase 19
Exons: 9
Coding region: 127-1560 (477 amino acids)
Biological process (GO): extracellular matrix organization; proteolysis; collagen catabolic process
Cellular component (GO): extracellular matrix
Molecular function (GO): metalloendopeptidase activity; zinc ion binding
Source: RefSeq, a predicted model, not a curated record
AUUCUUUAACAUAUAAACCUCUGGAGGAACCGCUCACUUCUUGGGGCUGCACGUUCUCACAGGCUGUGUGUGUGUGUUCACCCGCAAAAACUUUGGAGCAUCGUUCAACUUCGGAGUAUUGAAAAAAUGAAAAACUUCCAUUUAGUGGCAUUGCUUUUUACCGUGUUCUAUGCAGUUUCCUCGUCUGUACUGCAGAGACGGAUGGAGUUUGCUGAGGCAAUGACUUACCUGAGGCGGUUUGGCUACCUCGACACUCCACUGGACGAGGAGUCACAGGUAGACAUUACCGAGGAGGCUAUAAAAGAAGCUCUGAGUCUUUUUCAGAGAGUGUCAGGAUUGCUAGUGACUGGAAAGGUUGACGAAGCGACAGUGUUGAAAAUGAGGCAGCCACGCUGUGGGGUUGAGGAUCCUUUCAAUCACAAAUCCAAUAAAUACAGGCGAUUUGGUGGAAUUUGGAGGAAAAGGAGUCUGACAUAUCGUAUCUAUAACUACACGCCUGAUUUGGGGAAGGCUGCGACCCAGAGGGCCAUUAGAUUGGCAUUUAAGUACUGGAGUGACGUCACUCCAUUAAGCUUUAAGGAGAUCGAAUAUGGGCGUGCAGAUAUUAGGAUCUCGUUCCACGCCAGGAAUGGCUGCCUAUCACCUUUCGAUGGACCAGGAAAUGUACUCGCUCAUGCCGAAGCCCCUCCAUCAGGGAUCAUACAUUUUGACGAGGACGAGUUCUGGACUGAAGGAAAAUACUACGGCUCUAACCUGCGAAUCGUGGCAGCUCAUGAGAUCGGCCAUGCGCUGGGUUUGGGUCACUCUCAAUACAGAGAUGCGCUCAUGGCUUCAUUCUACUCUGGCUAUAAGGUCAACUUCAGACUGCACCCUGAUGACAUCAGGGGCAUCCAGGCAUUAUAUGGUAAAAGAAUCUCCAGUACCACCACGGACAAGGACAUUCUUACCUUGGGUCCAACAACCGUUUCACCUUUCCCACAAGUUGAUGUUCCAGAUCCAUGUGAUGCAAAACUUGAUGCCAUAAUGCUAGGUCCUUGGCGGAAGACCUUUGCUUUUAGUGGGGAUUACAUGUGGACGAUCACAGAUAUGGGGCAUAAUGCUCCAAUAAAGAUCAAGCAGCUGUGGAAAGGCCUGCCAGGGAACCUGAACGCUGCUGUGUACUCACCGAGAACCAACAAGACUUACUUCUUCAAAGGCGACAAAGUUUGGUGCUACAUGAACUUCCAGCUCCUCGCCGGCUACCCCAAACAGUUGACCAGAAUCCCAGCUAACAUUGAUGCUGCCAUGUACUUGGAGAGGAACAAAAAGAUUUUCUUCUUCAAGGGCUCAGGAUUUUGGCAGUGGGAUGAAAUGGUGUACAACGACCUGAGCAUUUACCCCAAACCCAUUUCCCGCCUCUUUACUGGCAUUCCAUCGAACGUGGACGCAGCCUUUACAUGGACCAACGGCAAGGUGUACUUCUUUAAAGGCGAUAAAUACUGGCGCAUGAACGAGAAGCUGAUGGUGGAUUCGGGUUACCCGCUCAGCACACGAGAGCGGUGGAUGAGAUGCACCCACUGAGAGUGUGGAGAGUUUAACGAGGCGCUAAAGAGGACUUUUUAAAGUGCAGAGGAGUCAGGGAUGUGAGCCCUGUUGAAACAUGUCGCGUGAUGUGUAGCCACGCUGUCGUGAUUUUAUUUCAGUACGCUCACAGAGGAACAAUGUGUCCCCACUUGUGUGUACGUGCUCUUUCGUUCACUCUCUUGCAGGCUGUCGAGUAGACUAGAGAGUAGACAUGCGCCGAUAUGAAAGUCUGCCUAAGUAUUACAGUUCACAAUAUCGUGUUUGACAAGUUACUGUUAUUUUAUUUUUCAGAUUCUAGGGCAAAUCAUCUAACGUGUACAGUUUUUGCAUUGACAAGCUGCUUGAGAAUUUAACAUAGUUUGUCCAUGUCAGUCAUUUCAGUGGGAAACAUGCCCCCCCACCACUCUUGACGGCCUUCUCCGUAAUCAAAUGUAAAUAUAGUGAGCACGUUUUGAACCGUCAGUGCUAGCAAUGUUGUCCAAGUCCAUUACUGUGUUGAAGAUUACAGUUUAUUGUCACAGGUCUACUGGAGAGUCGUGGUAAAUGUAGCAGAUCAUCCGGGAAGACAGGAGUGACUAAUUUGUCUAUGUAUCUCAUAAACGGUCUCUAUAAUGUUAAUGAGCAACUUUCUUUCCCCAUUUAUUCUUGCAGUAAGGUAGUGUAUAAAGAGCUGGUUCUGUCAAUCAUGCUCUGAUCUUAGGCGUUUAUUCAGCUUUCUUCUCUCCUCAUAAAAAACUAUAUAUGUAAAAAGUCGCUCUUUAUUACCGCAAAAGAAUGUUAACAUCUAUAAUACAUGGGGCUGGUGUUUGUUCUGGUGCUUAGGGGGAGCGGGAGGUGUGUACAUCCUCUACUCGUGUUCCUGCUUAUAUUUUUUAUUUUUAAGAAUGGAAUCAUUAAUGAACAUUUCGGUUGUAGGGGUUUAUUCGCUCAGUUUGAAGUCUCUCUGUUGCUAAUUGCAGGGACUGUACUGUACGGUCACGGCACUGAGACAGAGAACAUGUACAAGUACGCUUUACAAGCGUCAGGAGGUCACGUGGAAACACACAUCUGCAUCCAACACGGACAUCCGUCUAUACGUAGUACACACGUGAUUUUGACGAUUUUUUUAUUUGCAGAACUACUUGAAUUGGUGAAAUUGCAAUCGCACGGAAGUGCGUCUUUCCCAGUGAUGUUUGUUGGUAAACGAGACCUUUCGGCUGCACUCAUAUUCGCCACACGUGAAUAUGAAGAGGGCUUUGACCGUGGUGUAAUUUAGAAAAAUUGCAAGCUGCUGCAAAUAUCGCGGCGUUCCCUUGAUUUUGCGUCAAUUUCUGCAAUCACAGAAUCCUGCACGGUCUGAUUAAGGACUUUGAUUAGCAUCAGAGUAGGCGCUACUGAGGCCACUACCCCUGCUGUGCAUACUCUCUCAGGUAUAAGAUGCGUCAGUAAAAAAGCUGUUUUUUUUUUUUUUUGCUUGUUUCUAUGUAUUCUGCAGAUUUUUUAAAAAAAAUUUUAAAAAAAAAGAAGGCAGAUGAGUCUAAACGAAUCUGUGACCUGUAAUUUCGUACACAAAUGCACGAGAUCCGCACGUAUCUGUAGAUCUGUCGCAUAUCCAAAAUUGUGUACAAGUGUAAGAAAUUGUUGGUGGUAAGUUCUCUUCAUUUCGUUGUCUAUGAAGCUUCGUUUGUUUUUCUAUCUUUUUUUUUCCUUUUAGGAAUUUAGUAAUGAGUAAUUCUGCCCUGUACUAAAUCAUUUCAGCUUGAUUUGAUAUCAGAAGUUCAUAUAUGUUCA